AUGGUAGAGCUCCAAGAGGCCACUGUGUACUGGGAUGCUGCCCAGAAGAGUGUGAUCCUGAAGGAGGAGGUGAUGGAGACAGAUGGGGGAGCCUACGGUUACUUCAACGAUUCUCUGCUCCUCUCUGGAUGGGGUGUCUUGGAAAUCUGCGCAGGUUAUGGGGGAAUCUCACAGGAAGACGAGACCACCUUCUUCCUGGCUGGGUACCUGGAAGGUUACCUCACUGCUGGACAGAUGUUUAAUCACUACUCCAACAUGUACCCUCAGCUGAUAAAGGAUCAGAAGGUUUUGAAUCCCCUGAAAAAGUUUUUGAGCAAACAGGACCAGUGGGCCAAGGAGCAGGUGAAACUGAGGAGAAACAGCGACCCCCUGUGGAAGCAUCUGGGACUGAUCCUGGCCCAGCUGGACGGACUCCACGCCGGAGCUGCACAGUGGGCCAAAAGCAAACACAGAGAGCCUCUGUCAGCGUUUGCAGUCCAGUUUCUGAACGGCGUCGGUGACCUCCUGGACCUCGUCCCAGCCCUGACACCUCGCUCCAACUUCUCCACAGGGACCGGCACUUUCAGGAUGCCAGGAAUGGGCCACUGCACUGCUCUCAUAAAGGUGCUGCCAGGCUUUGAGAACCUGCUGUUUGGCCACUCUAGCUGGUACACUUAUGCAGCCACCAUGCGCAUCUAUAAACACUGGGACUUCAGGGUGUUUGACACACACACCGCCACUGGAAAGAUGUCGUUCAGCAGCUACCCUGGCUUCCUCAUGUCUCUGGAUGACUUCUACCUGCUUGGGAGUGGCCUGCUGAUGACUCAGACCUCCAUCGGUGUCUUCAAUACCUCUCUGUUCUCCCAGCUCAGCCCUCACAGCCUGCUGGCCUGGCACAGAGUCCGCCUGGCCAACAGUAUGGCACGCAGCGGAGAGGAGUGGGCGCACGUUUUCUCCAGAUACAACUCAGGUACAUAUAACAGCCAGUACAUGGUGGUGGACCUGAGCAGGGUCUCUCUGGGUCACAGCAUCAGGGACGGAGCUCUAACCGUGGUGGAGCAGAUUCCUGGGAAGGUGAUGCACUCUGAUCAGACUCCAGCUUUACGCAGAGGUUAUUGGCCGUCCUACAACAUACCGUUUCAUGUUGACAUCUACAACCUGACUGGGUACGAUGUGAUGUGGAAGAGAUACGGAGUAGACUUUUCCUAUGACCUCUGUCCUCGAGCUAAAAUCCUCCGCAGGGACCAGGCCAAGGUCUCUAACCUCAACUCCCUCAAACACAUCAUGAGAUACAACAACUACAGGAGAGACCCCUACUCCAAGGGCCAUCCGUGUAAAACCAUCUGUUGCCGUAACGACCUGAGACCAAGGAGACCACACCCGGGAGGUUGCUAUGACACUAAGGUGACCGAUUACCAGAUGGCUCUGCAGCUGGUCGCAGAGGCAAUAAACGGCCCCACGACGCAAGGGGGUCUGCGGCCGUUCUCAUGGCAACCCUUCAACCUCACGACUCAUCGGGGUCUCCCGCACACCUACAACUUUCCCUUCGUCACCAUGAGGCCCUCACUACGCCGACCCUGA
Messenger RNA from Seriola dumerili (greater amberjack), 1560 nucleotides. Its product is annotated as phospholipase B-like 1. NCBI's taxonomy places the organism in Eukaryota, Metazoa, Chordata, Actinopteri, Carangiformes, Carangidae. The record is from RefSeq and is a predicted model, not a curated record. The transcript is spliced from 10 exons. Gene Ontology annotation, cellular component: extracellular region. Gene Ontology annotation, biological process: phospholipid catabolic process. The coding region runs from base 1 to 1560 and encodes 519 amino acids. Gene Ontology annotation, molecular function: glycerophospholipase activity.